UAAACGUCAUGACCGUCGUUCAAAUUUGACUAUUGUCAAGCAUUUUACCGCGAUUCAAGUAAUUUACAAAGCAUUUGCUGAAGAAUUUUCAAGAGUAUUUUUAUAUUAUACAUAAUGUCCUGGCGACAACCAGCGUGGGACAAGAUCUGCGAGUUUACUACGAAACCGACGUAUGACCUUCACGAUGAAUAUAUGGUGUCAAAGGCGAUCACAGAUGAACAUCCCAAGAUCCAUAACUCGGGUGACGACGUAAAAAGGGAUAUGCAAACUAGACACUGCAUAGCUUUAGGAAAACUAACCGAAACUGAAGCUCGUUUGAAGGCAGCUAGACAGUUUAUGUCAAAAAGGAGAGUUAACCUCGACGAACAGUGGGGAGAACUAACCAGACAAGAAGAAGAAUUGAGGGAAAACUUCAUCGCUUUUAGUAGUUUUAUAAAAGAAAAUGACGAAAAAUGCGCAAGAGCCAAAUCAAAAAUCAACGAGAUGUUGGCUCUUACAUCCACUAGAGCUACAGAGAACAUUCAACUACAGAAAGAAGUAGAAGUCUUGCAGGAAACUAAAACGCGUAUGGACGCAACUAUAAAAAAGUACUACUUAUAUGAGAAAUUCCUACAAAAAGUGAUGGAAGCAUAUCCAGACGUCUUCAAAUCUUUAAAUGAAGUCAUUUAUCGAUAUGAUGCUCUAAUGAAUGCUAGGGGUCAACUGGAAACGCUCAAUGAAUACCGUUUACGGGAACUAGAGAUCGCUAAAGCACAAUUCGGAAAGCUGAUUGAAGAAAAGAGCUUUGUAAUAAUGGGCCUGAACAACCAGAUAGCCAACCUACAAGCUCGAUACGAAAAUGCGAACAUAAAAUCGCUAGAAAGUGAACAACUUGUAAUUCAAAUCAAGAACAAUGCUAUCCAACGCAUGAGCGAGAUAGACCAAGUAAAAACUUCCAUAUGGAACCUCUGUACACAUAUGGCUCAAGGCAAAAGACAGCCUAUGAAGAUUAAGAAAGAUAAUAUUGAAGAGCAAAUAAUGUAUAUAAAGAGAACUCUUACGGAAUUAGCAAAAGUGAACCAAAUAUUGAAGAAACAGGCUAGGUUGGCUAAGCUUAAGAAAAAAGUUGGUGCUGAUAGUGUAAAAGUACUACAUCAGAAACAGAAAAGGUAUCACUAGGAGAUGCUGGGGUGAAAUACCAACCUUUCAAGGAUGAAGAUGCCAAGGAGAUCCUUGAUAUAUAUGAAGAAAGGCUAAAGUAUAUGGAAGAGGAGGUUGAGGAAGAAGAUCCAUUUGAUGGGCUGAAUUUGGAACGAGGUGUAUCAGGGGUUUAUGAUUUAGAAGACUUAGUAGAAGUUCUGAAACGUGAAAAUGCUAUAGAUAUAUUUGUUGCCAAGGUUCCAGAUGGAAUAAAAUAUGUAGAUUAUAUGUGCAUAGUUAGUGGAAAAUCUCAAAGGCAUAUGAAUGCCUUAGCACAAUUUGUUAAAAAGGUUUACAAGCAGAAGAGGCAUGAAACUGAUUUGAUACCAAAAGUUGAAGGAGAAGAUUCUAAGGAUUGGAUAGCUAUAGAUUUAGGAAAUAUUGCUCUUCAUAUAUUCUCUCAAAAUGCAAGACGGCGCUAUGACUUGGAUUCACUCUGGACUGUUGGACCACAAUAUGACAAAGAAUACAACAAACCUGAACCAAUUUCAGAGAUGUUGGAAAGUCAUUCAAUCUAUCUUCAAGGACUUCAACCAGCCAAAUAGUAGUUCAUAGACUUGAUUAAUAUUGUAAAUAUUUUUUCCAAUAAAAAGUAGGUAUAGUUAA
Molecule: messenger RNA, 1785 nt
Organism: Acanthoscelides obtectus
Lineage: Eukaryota; Metazoa; Arthropoda; Insecta; Coleoptera; Chrysomelidae
Source: the annotation of a GenBank genome assembly